AUGGCGACAGUAAACCCGUUUGAUUUGCUGGGGGACUAUGAUACGGAGGAUCCAUUGCAGCUGAUUGCCUCUCAGCAGCCCAAGAAAGCCUCGGCUCCAUCGGGUAAGCCGGCGACUAAGCAGCAGAACAAGCCGGCGGCGGCUAAGCUUCCCUCCAAGCCCCUACCCCCUUCUCAGGCUGUCAGAGAGGCAAAAUCUGAUUCCUCACGAGGAGGCCGUGGAGGCGGGCAUGGUCGCCGAGGCGGUUUUAGCAAUCGUGAAGUUGGUGAAGGGGAAAAUGGAAGGCCUCGAAGGGCGUUUGAGCGCCAUAGUGGAACUGAGCAAGGAAACGAAAUGAAACGUGAAGGAGCUGGCCGAGGAGAGGCCGGAGAAGUUGAUGAAGGUGAUAAAAAUGUGAAUGCUGAGAAGCCCACAGGUGAGGAGAAUGCAGCAGAAGGGUACAAGGGAACUCCUGUGGAUGAAGUUGAAGAGAAGGAACCUGAGCAUAAGGAGAUGACACUUGAAGAGUAUGAAAAGGUCCUGGAGGAGAGAAGGCAGGCCCUGCAGGCUCUUAAAACUGAGGAAAGGAAGGUUGAUGUAAAAGAGUUUGAAUCCAUGCAACAGCUCACGAACAAGAAAAACAACGAUGAUGUAUUUGUCAAAUUGGGAUCUGAAAAGGAUAAGAGGAAAGAGUUAACCGAGAAAGAAGAGAGAGCUAAGAAGUCUGUCAGCAUCAAUGAGUUCUUGAAGCCCACCAAGGGAGAGAGGUACUACAGUACUAGUGAUCACGGGAGGGACCGAGGACGUGGCUCCAGAGGAGGAUAUAGUGGUGGUGGAGAAAAUAAAGCUCCUUUCAUCGAAGAUCCAGGCCAGUUCCCUACCUUGGGUAGCAAAUGA
Fraxinus pennsylvanica is the source of this 876-nucleotide messenger RNA. The record is from the annotation of a GenBank genome assembly. NCBI's taxonomy places the organism in Eukaryota, Viridiplantae, Streptophyta, Magnoliopsida, Lamiales, Oleaceae.